Molecule: messenger RNA, 927 nt
Organism: Lucilia cuprina (Australian sheep blowfly)
Lineage: Eukaryota; Metazoa; Arthropoda; Insecta; Diptera; Calliphoridae
Product: carbonic anhydrase 13-like
Exons: 4
Coding region: 37-882 (281 amino acids)
Cellular component (GO): cytoplasm
Molecular function (GO): carbonate dehydratase activity; zinc ion binding
Source: RefSeq, a predicted model, not a curated record
AAAGUGUUGAAAAGUUAAUUUUUAAAAACAAAAACCAUGCAACUUUUAAUGAAAGUUUUACUUCUCGUAGUCCUUAUUGGACUGUUUAAAGCAAUUGCUUACGAGCAUUCCAAUCAAGCUGUAUGGUAUGAUGUUGAUGACGAAUGCUCACUUGAUCGUCAAUCACCAAUUGAAUUGAAUUAUCAUGAUGCUCACGAAAGUUCUGGCAUUCACCCAAUUACCUUCAACAAUUAUAAUAUUCCCUAUAUAACACCCUCUCAAAUAAAAAAUAACGGCCAUUCCGCCGAUUUGCAAUUUUCUAAGAGCAAUGUAGCAACCAUAUCAGGGGGACCCUUGCACAAUGACAUUUAUGUGGCAGAAUCCCUACACUUUCACUGGGGAUCAGGGGAUAAUCAUGGCUCCGAACAUGUGGUUGGAUAUCUGCGUUACUCUAUGGAAAUGCAUAUUGUUCAUCGUAACAUGAAGUAUCCUACAGUUACAGAGGCAGUAAAUCAUAGAGAUGGUUUGGCUGUAUUGGGAGUUUUUUACAAUGUCGAGCCCUCUGCAAAUAACUUUGAAGGUUUGAGUAAAAUUGAUCAAGCCUUGGGUGCCAUUCAACAAUACAAUAGUUCCACACUUGUGAAUAAUCUAAUUUUAGAAAAAUUAUUUGAUGAUAUUGACAAAGAUGAGUUUUUCACAUAUAAAGGAUCUUUGACUACACCACCUUGUUCUCGGGCUGUUACCUGGAUUGUAUUUCCUGAGCCCAUUUACAUUUCGACACAACAAAUUCAAGGUUUGCGUUCAUUGUAUGAUAGCCGUGGAGAGCCAUUGCUAAAUAAUUAUCGUUUCUUGCAAGCCAAAGGUACACGUCAGGUAUUUUUCCGCCCCAAUAAUGAACUUUAAAAACUAAAAACGUUAUUUAUGACGAUUUUUUUUUAAUAAACAAAA